GUAAAGAAAGAGGGUGAUAAUUUUCCCAAGUGAGUCCCCAGACACCCCGGAGAAACUUUCCUCCUUGCUUUAACGUGGGGCGGAAAGAAAUUUUCAUCCCCAGAGUACGUUGUGUGAAGGAUGUUUCUGACGCUUAGGUUCCGGUCGCCUAUCUUCCCCCUCUUCUGAAGAUGUCAGGCCGUCAUCCUCUUCCCUUUCUCUCGUGUAGUCCUUUUAUCCCUGGUCAUUCUUUACCUCUCCUCGUUAUCCCAGAUCCUCUUUCUGAGCCUGGGUCAUCCCCUCUACCACAGAUUCUUUUCCUACGUCUUACUCCCACCUUGUUCACCGCCCCCUUUAGCCUUAAAAUUUUUGGAUCCCCUUUCUCCCGCUCUUCCUUUUCCUUCGACUCCAGUACUUUGCUCCUCUCCCUGCCCCACAAGCCUUCUGAUGCCUCUUGUCCCCCUCCUGCAGACGCCAUUGAAUUACGUACUUCUGAAAACCAGGAUAGUCCACUCAAAAGACCAAAAUGCACUCCCAGCUGAAUUUAGAAAGAGCUAAGGACAAAGGGAUCCAGGAAGAAAUUCUCUUAGGUGAGCGAAGACGGGAGAAUGAGACAGGCUCUGCUCUUGCCAGAGGGACAGGAGCCAUGGCUCAGAAAAUGGACUGUGGUGCGGGCCUCCUCGGCUUCCAGGCUGAGGCCUCCGUAGAAGACAGCACCUUGCUUAUGCAGACCCUGAUGGAGGCCAUCCAGAUUUCGGAGGCUCCACCUACCAACCAGGCUACAGCAGCUGGGCCGAAUGCUAGUCCCCAGAAUUCACAGCCCCCAACAGCCAGUGAGAUGGCUGAUAUUCAGGUUUUAGCAGCUGCCACUAGGCCCAAAACAGCCUUUAAGGCUCAGAAUGCCCCCACAAAAGGCCCAAAUGGUGCCUAUGAUUUCUCUCAGGCUCUGAAUGCCAAGGAGAUGCCCAAUGCGCCACCUAAGGCAGCCUUUAAGUCCCAGAAUCCCACCCCAAAGGGCCCAAAUGCUGCCUAUGAUUUUUCCCAGGCAGCAACCACCAGUGAGUUAACUGCUAACAAGUCUGAGACAGCCUUUAAGGCCCAGAAUGCCACUACUAAGGUGGGCCCAAAUACCACCUACAAUUUCUCUCAGUCUCUCAGUGCCAGUGAGAUGGCCAACACUCAGCCUAAGACAGCCUUUAAGGCUUGGAAUGACGCCACUAAGACCCCAACAGUUGAUACGCAGACCCAGAAUAUUAACCAAGCCAAGAUGGCCACUAACCAGCCUGAGGUAGAGACCAACCCAGGUAUCCCUGAAUCUGAUGGUGCAGCUGCACAGACAUCAGCAGAUGGUUCCCAGGCUCAGAAUCUGGAGUCCAGGACUAUAAUUCGGGGCAAGAGGACCCGCAAGAUUAAUAACUUGAAUGUGGACGAGAACAGCAGUGGAGAUCAGAGGCGGGCCCCAUUGGCUACAGGGACGUGGAGGUCUGCACCGGUUCCAGUUACCACUCAGAACCCACCUGGCGCACCCCCCAAUGUGCUCUGGCAGACCCCAUUGGCCUGGCAGAACCCGUCAGGCUGGCAAAACCAGCCAGCCAGGCAGACCCCACCAGCACGUCAGAACCCCCCAGCUAGGCAGACCCCACCAGCCUGGCAAAACCCAGUUGCUUGGCAGAACCCAGUGAUCUGGCCAAACCCAGUGAUCUGGCAGAAUCCAGUGAUCUGGCCGAACCCCAUCGUCUGGCCUGGUCCAGUUGUCUGGCCGAACCCACUGGCUUGGCAAAAUCCACCUGGAUGGCAGACCCCACCUGGAUGGCAGAACCCACCAGGCUGGCAGGGUCCUCCAGAUUGGCAAGGCCCUCCUGACUGGCCCCUACCACCUGACUGGCCUCUACCACCUGACUGGCCAAUUCCCACUGACUGGCCGCUCCCACCUGACUGGAUCCCCACUGACUGGCCAGUUCCACCUGACUGGCAGAACCUGCGACCUUCACCAAACCUGCGCCCCUCUCCCAAUUCGCGUGCCUCACAGAACCUGGGUGCCUCACAGCCCCGAGAUGUGGCCCUUCUUCAGGAAAGAGCAAAUAAGUUGGUCAAGUACCUGAUGCUUAAAGAUUAUACCAAGGUGCCCAUCAAGCGCUCAGAAAUGCUGAGGGAUAUCAUCCGUGAAUACACUGAUGUUUAUCCAGAAAUCAUUGAACGUGCAUGCUUUGUCCUGGAGAAGAAAUUUGGGAUUCAGCUGAAGGAGAUUGACAAAGAAGAACACCUGUAUAUUCUCAUCAGUACCCCCGAAUCCCUGGCUGGCAUAUUGGGAACGACCAAAGACACACCCAAGCUGGGUCUCCUCUUAGUGAUAUUGGGCGUCAUCUUCAUGAAUGGCAACCGUGCCAGUGAAGCUGUCCUCUGGGAGGCACUACGCAAGAUGGGACUGCGUCCUGGGGUGAGACAUCCUCUUCUUGGAGAUCUGAGGAAACUUCUCACUUACGAGUUUGUAAAGCAAAAGUACCUGGAUUACAGACGAGUGCCCAACAGCAACCCUCCUGAGUAUGAGUUCCUCUGGGGCCUCCGUUCCUACCAUGAAACUAGCAAGAUGAAAGUGCUGAGAUUCAUUGCAGAGGUUCAGAAAAGAGAUCCUCGUGACUGGACUGCACAGUUCAUGGAGGCUGCAGAUGAGGCCUUGGAUGCUCUGGAUGCUGCUGCAGCUGAGGCUGAGGCCCGGGCUGAGGCGAGAACCCGCAUGGGGAUUGGAGAUGAGGCCGUAUCUGGGCCCUGGAGCUGGGAUGACAUUGAAUUUGAGCUGCUGACCUGGGAUGAAGAAGGAGAUUUUGGCGAUCCCUGGUCUAGAAUCCCAUUUACCUUCUGGGCCAGAUACCACCAGAAUGCCCGCUCCAGAUUUCCUCAGACCUUCGCUGGCCCCAUUAUUGGCCCUGGUGGUACAGCCAGUGCCAACUUCGCUGCCAACUUUGGUGCCAUUGGUUUCUUCUGGGUUGAGUAAGAUGUUGGAUAUUGCUAAUCAGUUGCAAUAGUCUUUCCCCUGAGUGAGGCUGAAGCCUCAGAUUCCUUCUAAACACAGCUAUCUAGAGAGCCACAUCCUGUUGACUGAAAGUGGCAUGCAAGAUAAAUUUAUUUGCUGUUCCUUGUCUGUUGCUUUUUUUCCCCCUUGUGUGCUGUCAAGUUUUGGUAUCAGAAAUAAACAUUGAAACUGCAAAGUGAA
This is a messenger RNA of Neogale vison (American mink), 3190 nucleotides long. It is a transcript of the gene MAGED1, whose product is annotated as MAGE family member D1. Gene Ontology annotation, cellular component: nucleus. NCBI's taxonomy places the organism in Eukaryota, Metazoa, Chordata, Mammalia, Carnivora, Mustelidae. The transcript is spliced from 14 exons. Bases 506 to 2971 code for a protein of 821 amino acids. The record is from RefSeq and is a predicted model, not a curated record. Gene Ontology annotation, biological process: negative regulation of transcription by RNA polymerase II.